CAUCAUAUUGCGACUGAGACAGGAGUUUUUGUGAAUUGUAUUGAAAAGCAAAUACCCGGCUAGAACCCGGGAGUUUCUUUGUGUAUGGUGUGAUUCAACAACUACAUAAAGUAUUAGUGUUAGUAAGAAAACAUAUUCGUCUUUUUUGAUACUAACAAUUUUAAAAGGAUCACUAAAUAGUGUUUCACCAUGGCUCUUAGGCCCUAUGUGCUAUGCGUGUUGGUGUUUCUGAUACCUAUUCAAGGUUUCUAUUUACCCGGUCUAGCUCCUGUGAACUAUUGUAAAGCUGGCGAAGAUAGUGGAAAAUCUUGUAAGAAUGAAAUUCCUCUGUACGUAAAUAGACUAAACACAGAAGAAUCAGUUAUUCCAUUUGAAUACCACCACUUUGAUUUCUGUCUCUCCGAUGAAACCCAAUCACCUGUGGAGAACCUCGGUCAAGUGGUGUUUGGAGAAAGGAUUCGGCCGAGUCCAUAUAAAAUCAACUUUUUAGAAAAUGUUUCCUGUAAGGCUGUGUGCACAAGGAGUUACAAAGGUUCUGAUCCGGAAUCAAUUAAAAAGUUGAACCUUUUGAAAAUGGGAAUGGCCCUAUAUUACCAACACCAUUGGAUCAUUGAUAAUAUGCCUGUUACUUGGUGCUAUCUGGUGAAUGAAGGUGGGAAGUCUUAUUGCAGUACUGGUUUCCCUAUGGGCUGUCAAGUGCGCAGAAACUUUGACACAUGCACUCCAAUAGUGAACACAUCACCAAGCCAAGUUGGUGCCUACUUCCUGUUCAACCAUGUGGACAUCGAGAUCACCUACCACAGUGGCGGGGAGGAAGAGUGGGGGGUCGGUUUUGGUGAUAAUGGCGGAAGGAUUAUAUCUGUUAAGAUAAAACCAGCGAGUAUCAACCAUCCAGACAUACUCAAGCCGGACUGUUCAGUGCGAAAUCCUUUGGAAGUUCCUAACUCGCUCACAGGAGAUGAAAGCUUCAACAUGGCAUACACAUAUAGUGUUACCUUUAUCAAGAACAAUACGAUCAAAUGGUCCUCACGAUGGGAUUACAUUCUCGAAUCGAUGCCGCAGACGAACAUCCAGUGGUUUUCUAUAUUGAAUUCACUUGUGAUAGUUCUCUUUUUGAGUGGUAUGGUUGCGAUGAUUCUGCUGCGAACACUGCAUAAGGAUAUUGCGAGAUACAAUCAAAUGGAGUGUGGCGAAGAUGCGCAGGAGGAAUUCGGUUGGAAACUCGUCCACGGUGAUGUGUUCAGACCUCCGCGUCGUGGUAUGUUGCUUGCUGUGUUCCUUGGAUCUGGCUCUCAGGUAUUCGGUAUGACCCUAGUGACGCUAGCGUUUGCUUGCCUCGGUUUCCUAUCUCCUGCGAAUCGUGGAGCUCUCAUGACAUGUGCGUUAGUUGUGUGGGUUCUGCUUGGAGCCGCAGCUGGUUACGUUAGCGCGAGGAUAUAUAAGAGCUUUGGAGGGAGACGUUGGAAGAGUAACAUCCUGCUUACGUCUAUGGUGUGUCCUGGGGUGGUAUUCUCGAUAUUCUUCAUCCUGAACCUGGUGCUGUGGGGCAAAGGCUCUUCAGCCGCGAUCCCGUUCUCGACCCUCGUGGCUCUGUUGGCUCUGUGGUUCGGCGUGUCUGUGCCGCUCACGUUUAUUGGUGCUUACUUCGGAUUUAGGAAACGGAUUCUCGACCACCCCGUGCGAACAAACCAAAUACCGCGACAGAUCCCAGAGCAGUCGUUGUAUACACAACCUAUUCCUGGCAUCAUUAUGGGCGGAGUCCUGCCGUUUGGAUGUAUCUUCAUACAGCUGUUCUUUAUCCUCAACUCUUUGUGGUCUAGUCAGAUGUACUACAUGUUCGGUUUCCUGUUCCUCGUGUUCGUGAUCCUCGUAAUCACUUGCUCGGAGACGACCAUCCUGCUCUGCUACUUCCACCUGUGCGCGGAGGACUACCACUGGUGGUGGAGAGCCUUCCUCAGCUCGGGCUCCACCGCUGGCUACCUCUUCAUCUACUGCUGCCACUACUUCGUCACCAAACUGAACAUUGAAGAUGCCGUCUCCACUUUCCUGUACUUCGGCUACACCAUCAUCAUGGUCUUCCUGUUCUUCCUCCUCACCGGCACCAUCGGCUUCAUGGCCUGCUUCUGGUUCGUCAGGAAGAUAUACAGUGUUGUUAAGGUCGACUAGAUUAAGUGUGCAAAUAAAUGUGAGCUUUGUUCGUUUGACAGUAUGGUUUUUAUUCGCGUGAGUCGUUUGGCCCAAGACUUACAUGUGGUUGUGUGCACAUGGAUGAACAAGUGUUGGUUUAAAACUACGCAUAAUUGUUCAUGUUUUAGUGUGUUUCUCUCGUUUUCUUGGACACUAAGCUGCUGAUUAUUGUUAAUCCAUAUGGAAAGUAUUUUAUAUCAAAGGAGUUGGUCAAUUUUAUUAUCUCUGUGAUUAUGAAGAAUAGAAACCGAACAACUUUAAAUGAAAUUCGUGUAAAUUUGUUUCAGUAUUUUUAAAAUCAUAAUUUAGUAUUUUACAUACAUUGUGUCAAAAAUAUAAUAUGACGUAUAUGUAUUAAAUUCGUCUCACACAACGACACGUCGAAACAACAAUUUUUAAAGGAAAUUUAUGCUGUAAUCAGCUGCAAGUGAAGAAAACACUACACCUUCCGACAUCUUUACACAUACCUGGGAGUGUAAGUAACAGAUACAGGUAAUAAUGUAUAGAAAUGGAUUACCCGCAAUAAAAACGAGUUACAUCACCACUUUUGUAUGUGAAUGUUCGAAAUUACACAUUAUAUAGUAUUUAUAUGUAUAACUAAUGAUUAAAUUAUUAUAAUUGUCCAUGGGAAUGCGACGCUCUGGCGCGCUAGUCUUUAAAAACUUCGUUAGUCGUACAUUUUAUUAUACAUAAGAUCGCCAUUGUAAAUAAAGUGAAUGGGUAGAAAACAAUGAAUUCGUUAAAAUUGAGAAUUAUUUUAUUUUGCACAAUUACAUUUUUUUAUUUAUAAAGUUCUACUAGUUUAUAGGUAGUACUUAAUUGGAAAACAUCGAUUCGAAAUUUCAAGAUUUAGCGUAAAUCGGUAUUUGAUUUUUUAUUUUAUUAUAAUUAUAUAGAAUACAUUAAUGAUUAACGACCUGACAAGUGUUAUGCAUUUAGUUCAUUAAUUAAUAUAGUACAUUACUUAUUCUUGUUAUAAUUCGUUUAUAAUUAAAUAAUUAUUAAUAUGUUUGUUAUCUUCAAUUUUUCUGUCGUCGUUAAAUUACUGAGAUCCAAAACGUAUUAAAAAAAUUCGGGGUGGAGAGCCUGUUUAUACCCCAUUGUUAAGUCUAAGGUAACAAACAUAAUUAUUAGUCAGGUCUCAUAUUAGAUAAUUAUCAAUUAUAUUUUAAAAAAAUAGCACGGCGAAUAUCUUGAAACGUUACGUACGUACCUCUGGCAUUAGUCUAAUCACAGGUAGACAAAAAAAGCUCUAAAUUGUUUGGAGAAUCAGCAUGUAGUAUAAAUCAAUCGUGCACCUAUAGAUGUUUUUUUCGUGUUAGCAAAAGGGCACUUUCAUUGAUUGAGGUAAAUAUCAAUGUUCCUAUGAUUUAUGACUAGAAAGUUCUGAUUGACCAUGUAAAUUCUGAGUAGAAUUAACAUAUGUAUGUAGAAACGCAAUACAUAUAAAUACGUGUAAAGAUUUAACUUUUUAGUAUUAAAAUCUUGAUGUUUGAUUGGCCAUAGGAAAUUCGACAAGCUAUUUAUUACAUUAACUAUUUAUAGCAUCGAUUUUUUUAUUUAUAUCUUUAAUUUACAUUACUGUGUGUAUAAUUAAGAUAGUUGGAAAUGCUUCAUAUAAUUGAAGAAUAUGUAAACAAUAAAUUGACUAUUUUAAAA
Messenger RNA from Colias croceus (clouded yellow), 3846 nucleotides. It is a transcript of the gene TM9SF2, whose product is annotated as transmembrane 9 superfamily member 2. The record is from RefSeq and is a predicted model, not a curated record. Gene Ontology annotation, cellular component: membrane. Gene Ontology annotation, biological process: protein localization to membrane. Bases 190 to 2166 code for a protein of 658 amino acids. The transcript has 9 exons. NCBI's taxonomy places the organism in Eukaryota, Metazoa, Arthropoda, Insecta, Lepidoptera, Pieridae.